CACCGAUUCCCACCACAGUCACAGGGGGCCUAGUUGCGCAAUUUCGUCAUAAAACUAGAAACCGACCUCACUGGUCCGUGUUCAACUCGAGCUGCACUCCCAAGUCUUUUCGGGAAUCGUUUUUUCUCUCGCGAAUCCUCGUUGAGAAGUAUCGCCACUGGCAGCAUGCGAUCCUCAUUCCCCUCAGCAGUGUCCCUUGGCGGGGCAAUUAUUGCUCUAUUAACCGGGGGGCUCGCCAGCUCCUCCCAACAGCUUCCGCUCACAAGCGAUUUCGUGUGCGAGCAUCCGCCUUACAAAGUCCAUCUCGUGUCGAGCUCACCUCUCGUCAUCUACAUCACCAACUUCCUGACCGACCAAGAGCGAGCUCAUUUGCAAGAGAUAACAAAGGACACAUUCUCCCACUCAGGCGUACAGGGCUCAUCCGGCGCCAAAGCCAUCAACCGGGCGCGCACCUCGCAGUCGACCAACGUGCCGCGCGACACCGUGGUCCGCUGCAUCGAGGAGCGCGCCCUGCUCUUCCAGGGCCUCGACACGCCGCGCACACACCUCGAGCCCCUCCAGCUCGUCAAGUACGGCCGCGGAGAGCACUUCCACUUCCACACGGACUGGUUCCCGAACCCCGAGCACGCCCGCCCCGACGCCGGCGGCAACCGCCUCUCGUCCUUCUUUGUGUACGUGCGCGUCGACCCCGGCACCACCGGCGGCGGCACGAAUUUCCCGGCGGUCGACGCCCCCGCCGGCAAUGGCAACGGCAGCAGCAGCAGCAGCCGCUGGUGUGAGGCCGGGUUCGUUGACUGUGACGAGCCCUGGGAUGCGGGCGUCACUUUUCGACCCGUCGAGGGGAAUGCCGUGUUCUGGAGGAACUUGCUCCCGGGGGGCGGAGGGGACGACAGGACGCUGCAUGCUGGGUUACCUGUGACGAGUGGGGGGAAGAUAGGGAUGAAUAUCUGGACGAGGGAGGGCCCGGUGAGUGAGAAGGUGAGGGGGCCGGACGUGUGAUGUGUGUCAUGAUGGUUGGUGGUGUUGUUAUUAGUGCUGUUGGGGGGGCUAUGCUGGUAUCAUGAACAAUUUCAAGUCGGUAUGUACAUAUAAUCCGAGCCAACCUCCGAGCCCAAAUCUAUAACGCCGCG
This is a messenger RNA of Phialemonium atrogriseum, 1130 nucleotides long. RefSeq names its product 2OG-Fe(II) oxygenase superfamily protein. The record is from RefSeq and is a predicted model, not a curated record. Lineage: Eukaryota; Fungi; Ascomycota; Sordariomycetes; Cephalothecales; Cephalothecaceae. The coding region runs from base 166 to 999 and encodes 277 amino acids. Gene Ontology annotation, cellular component: endoplasmic reticulum. The transcript is spliced from 2 exons. Gene Ontology annotation, biological process: peptidyl-proline hydroxylation to 4-hydroxy-L-proline. Gene Ontology annotation, molecular function: L-ascorbic acid binding; iron ion binding; procollagen-proline 4-dioxygenase activity.